Messenger RNA from Styela clava, 1130 nucleotides. RefSeq names its product peroxisomal membrane protein 11A-like. Gene Ontology annotation, biological process: peroxisome fission. Gene Ontology annotation, cellular component: peroxisomal membrane. The record is from RefSeq and is a predicted model, not a curated record. NCBI's taxonomy places the organism in Eukaryota, Metazoa, Chordata, Ascidiacea, Stolidobranchia, Styelidae.
UGGCUUGUGACCCCCUUCCAGAGGUCAUGCAUAAAAAAGUGAAAACACCCUGUGAAAUGACUUCAUUAAGCAAUAAAACUAGGACGAACCGAGUUUUCUUGUGUAGUGAAAAGGAAAAUCGGUUUCCCGCCUUGCAUUGUGGACCGCUGUCCGCUGGUAUACACAAUAUAUAUCUGUAUAGUAUGUAUUCCUCAUAGUUCACUCCUUUUACAUCUGUGAUCCUGGGAUGUUUUGACAGAAAUGCUUUUUUUGAUUUCCAGAGUUAUAUCUUUAAAAUAAAUCAGGUUAAGUUCAAAUGGAUGACUUCUUAGCUUUUUGCAACAAGACUGCUGGUCGAGACAAAUUAUAUAGAGUCACGCAAUAUGGAAGCAAAUUUCUUGUAUGGUAUCUACUGAGAAAUGGCAUUAAGGAAAAUGCAGUCAACAUGCUCAUAGAGCUGGAAAAAUUAAUGAGCACGUCCAGAAAAUUAUUUAGAUUUGGGAAAAGUGUGGACAGUCUCAGAGCAGCCCAGAGAGCAAUAAAUUUGCAAAACUAUGUUCUGAGUCUCACACUAACUACCUCUCAUACAAAUAAAGCAGCCUACCUUCUCAUUGACCACUAUAUAUGGAUGGGGAAAGUUGGCUUGGUACACGCAGAUCUGAAGAAGUGGACAGAGAGCGCGAACAAGUUUUGGUUGGCAUCUUUGAUGAUGGCUUUUGCAAGGGAUCUCUAUUCGUUGUAUAUCAAUAUGCAACUAUCGGCUAGAGAUGCAAAAAGACGCGAAGAAUCCAUCUCAGUCCAGACCUACUUCUCCAAUUUUGUGAAGCAGAAUCAACAAGCAAUAAUUGACCUUUUGAAAAAUGGAUUCGAUAUAGUUAUCCCCGCAAACAGUCUGGGAUACACUAAUUUCAAUAAUGGGGUCGUUGGGUUAUGUGGCGUGUUGUCCUCUCUAUUAGCUGCAGUACAAAUAGCGAAACCCUCCAUGAAAUUAACGCCGAACUGACAAAGCACAUGCUUGUUAUUAUCUAUCUACCCCUACUAAUUCUUACUUAUACAUACAUACUAUGCAAUUAUUUUCAAUGAAGCGUUAAUUUUGUAUGAUUGAUCUGAUAUCAAAAUAAAGCAUUAUAUAACGAAUGCUAAUAUAAUUU